Paramecium octaurelia is the source of this 1711-nucleotide messenger RNA. The record is from the annotation of a GenBank genome assembly. Lineage: Eukaryota; Ciliophora; Oligohymenophorea; Peniculida; Parameciidae.
AUGAAUAAUUAAAAUAAUUCGAGUUUCAAUGAUGCCAGUUUCUUAUCAGAAGAUAUGAGUUUUGAUGAGAAAUAAUUGUCAUUUCAUUCCAAUUUUGAUUCAGAUCUCACUUUUUCAUAGAAGAAGCAAAGAAUAGAGUAAAAUCUAGAGAGUUAAUUGGAGGAUGACCAAAAACAAUUACUAAUAGAACAACUCAAUCUUAUUCUAACUCCACAUAGAUGUCCAAAAAUAGCUUAAGUUGAUAAGGAUUUAGAAUAAUUAAAUGCUCAAAUUAAUAAUUUGAAGAUCUAUGAUUCAGCUACUUACUAAAAAUCAAUAUAAAAGAUCAAAUCAAUCAAGAAAGUCAUUUCAUAGGUUAUUGAUAAAUAUUUCAUAAAUCUAAUCUCACAAUAUUAAGUUAUUACAAACGAUUUGUUAUAAACAUCGUUGUAGCCACUUAAACAAUUAAUAUAUAGUCUUAGGAAUGAAUUACAUAAUUACGACGAAACUUAAGUUUAAGAGGUAUUAGAUAGAUAGAAUAACAUAAAUGAGGAAUUCCAUUUAAUAAAAAAUUACUUACCUAAAGAUAUCACUCUCUAAAUCAAUAAUAAAUCUUUGUAUGACAUUAAAGACUCAUUAUAAAAAAUGGUAUCCUUGAAAUUUAAAGGUAUUGUAUCUAUUUGUUAUCAAAGAUGAGUUUAAGAUAAUUCCCAAUUACUUUAGUGGAUUUAAACAAUAGAAAAAGAAUUUGGUAACUUUGAAGAGUAAAGCCAACAAAUUCAAGUUGUAGGAAAUGCAAAACACCAUACAUUCAUUUAGAAACAACAUACUCUAUUCCUCAAAUAUCGAUGAAAUAGAUAAAGUUAAAGAACAAAAAUUGAUACUUUCUUAAAACUAAUGUAAAUUGGAUUAUGUAACUAUUAUUAAUGCAAAUCAAUAUUUAUAUUUUAUCGGUUAGGUGUUCCUAAAUUCUGAGAACUCAUAGAAAAUAAUAAGUGAUUAAUUCAACAAAUAUGAUAAAAUGAAGAAUAAAGUAUUGAAAUUAUAAGAUUUGCCCUGUAAAUCCUAUGGGGGAUAAGCAAUCAAAUAUUAGAAGGCAAUAUACUACUGGGGUGGAUAUGUGUAAAUAGAGAAUCAGCAAUUAGGCAGCAAAAAGGGAUUUAUGUACACUGUGAUUUUAUGUAGAUAUUCGAUUGAGAAUGAUAAGUGGGAAUAGAUCGAAUCUAUGAAAUAUCCGAGAAUCUAAGGAUAGUGUUGUCUUUUAGAUCAGAAAAUCUAUUUAAUUGGGGGAAUGAUGAAUCAAUAUGUGGCCAAUGGAUUAAUUGAGAUCUAUGAUUCCAUACUUAUGAAAUUUGUAGAAACUAUCGAAUUGAUUAACUAAUUAGUAUUUGUCUGUCAUAUCAAUUAGUCCUAUGUUCCUCAAUUACUUGGAUAUGCUUUACCAAUUUCUAAUUAGGAAAUCUUAGUAAUUGGAGGACAGAAUCAAUUUGGAAAUGAAUGUGGUUCUCAGUUGAUCAACAUCUUCUUAAAAACUGUGCAAAAAAAUAGUUAUAAUAAUAUUUAAAAAAUAAUAAAUGUAAACUGCACCCAGCCAAUAGUAAAUGUUUUUAUAUACCAAAUUUAGAUCUUUAAGCAAUAGAUAUAUCUAUUUAAUUCAGAAGAGAAGAAGGUAGAGUUUAUCCAAAUAAAUGCUGAUACCUUACAAGUAAAGAGCAUUAUAUAGAUACAAUGA